AUGGCUGAAGGAACUUGGGAGAAGCUGUCCCAGGUCGCUGUCCUGGGCGCUGAAUAUGACUCCCCUGAACGCCAGCCCCAUCCGAAAUGUUUGGAAAGGACCCGAGUGAACCUUCUCAAAUUCAUCUACGAAUUGUCGGACAAGCGAGAGAAGAGUCAGAUCAUUUGGCUGCAUGGCACGGCGGGCGUCGGAAAGUCUGCCGUGGCAUUCACUGUGGCUGAGAGGAUGAAAGGUCUGAUGAUGACGGAGACGACGAAAAUCGAAACAAGGCUCGCAGGAACAUUCUUUUUCUCGCGCAAACACACGCAGCGCAGCACAGCUGGUCAUUUCUUUGUGACCCUUGCUUACCAGCUUGGGAUCAAUUUUCCCGACGUCAAGAACGACGUGAGCAGAGCUAUCCGCGAGAAUCAUGCGGUUCUAGACUCCAGAAAAUCUCUUCGCGCACAGAUGAAUGCGUUAUUUCGCCGACCUCUCUGGCACCUGAAAUCCAGUCUGCGUAAGUGUCCGCCCCCGGUGUUUGUUGUAGAUGCCCUCGAUGAAUGCGAACGUAAUGCCGUCGCCGAUCUGAUCUCCCUCCUCGGGGAAGCUCUUCGUGAUCCUGAACUUCCCGUGUUCCACAUUCUGCUCACGAGUCGCUUGGAGGAGCAUAUCCGUGAAGCCAUGCGAAGAGAAGAAAUGCGCACACUGGUGUAUGAGAUACCGGUGAACACUUCUGGGGAGGGCGUCGCUGGCACCAUUUCAUUAGACGGCGAAGAUGUUGACAAUGACAUCUAUAUCCUCUUACAGCAUUCUUUCAUGAAGCUGCGAAGUCGCCGUCCUGAUUUCCCUCGGCCCACUGCAGAUAAUCUUGCGCGGCUGGCGAACCGAGCUGGCAGACGUUUCAUCGUGGCAUCUACAAUGAUGAAGUUCGUUGAUGACGGAUACAAUGACCCCCGGGAUCGCCUUGAGCUCAUGCUCGAGCUGACCAAUGAACUGCUACCUGGGACGGAAGUGUACGAGCUAUACAACCGCAUCCUCUCCACCUGUUCGAACCCCGAUCGGGCAUACCAGCACUUGUCCAUUGUUGCUGCCCUCGCAGACCCUCUGCUGAUCUCACAGAUCUCGAAGCUCCUUGGUCCCGGUCGAAACUGCGAUGUCGAGACCACGCUGAAACAGCUACGUUCUUUCAUGGAUAUCCCCGCUGACAGCAGCCAUCCCGUGAAUAUCUACCACUCGUCCAUUCGAGACUAUGCUUCAGACUUCUCAAACUGCAGCCUCCAUGGACUACAGCCCAUCCCACCACAUUCCCUGCUUGCUGAUUCCUCUUUUCGUUUGAUGGUUCGAGACAUGCCAAAA
Molecule: messenger RNA, 1335 nt
Organism: Suillus plorans
Lineage: Eukaryota; Fungi; Basidiomycota; Agaricomycetes; Boletales; Suillaceae
Exons: 1
Source: RefSeq, a predicted model, not a curated record